Morone saxatilis (striped sea-bass) is the source of this 7400-nucleotide messenger RNA. RefSeq names its product plexin b1b (gene plxnb1b). The record is from RefSeq and is a predicted model, not a curated record. Gene Ontology annotation, molecular function: semaphorin receptor activity; protein binding. The coding region runs from base 374 to 6787 and encodes 2137 amino acids. NCBI's taxonomy places the organism in Eukaryota, Metazoa, Chordata, Actinopteri, Moronidae. The transcript has 38 exons. Gene Ontology annotation, biological process: negative regulation of cell adhesion; regulation of cell migration; positive regulation of axonogenesis. Gene Ontology annotation, cellular component: semaphorin receptor complex.
GUGUUGGACUUAUGUGAUGCUUUUGGCUUUUAUGGAAGAAAGCUGUAAAAAUGCACUCUGUGGAAUUUCUAACUGCUUGUACUCCUCCAGGUUUUGACAGAUCCACAUGGGAGCCAUGGAAGGAUUGGAAAUGGAACCUCCACAGGUCACCUCUCAGCAUUGAGUGCCACCCUCUCCUGUCAUCUUUGCUUAAACCUGGCAACCCCCCUUCUUGUGAGUAGCUGUGGCCAAGGACUCUCCUCCAUCCUAUCGUCGGUGGACCACAGUGGAAAAGGUUGUGUCCAGGAGGAUGUGCUUUUAAACCCGAGCUGCUGGGAGGUCAAGAGGUGACAUGCCUCUGUGAAACACCACUGGAAACAAAUGCUCUGCUACCAUGCCUCCGGGGAUGGUGCGUCGUCUUUCAGUGUUAGCAGUCCAAACACUGCUGUCUCUCCUGCUGCUAGCCAUUGGCUGGCCCUUCCCCUCAUUACUUAGGGGUGUUGUCCAAGCAUCACACUCCUUCCCCCCGAGUCUUUAUCCCACCUUUGUCCGGAAUGACACUCUGUUCGAGCACUUGGCCCUGCAUCCUGACCCCAGUGUGAGUCGGGUCUAUGUCGGGGCCCGGGAUCACCUGUUCCAGCUGGAUCGAUUCCUCCAACCUGAACUCCAGGAUGACACUGGACCUGUCACAGACAGCCGGGAGUGCUUACCUCCUGUAACUGAGAGCAACUGCCCUCAGGCUAAGGCCACCAGCAACCACAACAAGCUCCUGCUGGUCGACCCUUAUUCAAUGGAGCUUAUUACCUGCGGGAGCGUCAACCAAGGAAUUUGCCAGAAACGUAGUCUGGAUUCUGUGAAUGUGGUACUCUUCUCCACAGAGAGGCCAGUGGAUACUCAAUAUGUCGCAGCUAACCACCCCAAUGUUAGCACGGUGGGACUCGUGGUUCGCUCUCAUCCUGACAGGCAGCCAGUACUGUUUGUGGGGCGGGGUUACACCAGCAGCCACCCACCUAUUUCCACACGAAACCUUGCACAGGACCCCGUCUUUUCUUAUGAGGAGACUGCCAAGUUGGCUGUGGCUGGCCGUCUCUCAGAAUACGACCAUCAUUUUGUUGCAUCUUUCGCCCACCGUCAGCAUGUAUACUUCCUCUUCUACCGGCGGGAUCUAAAGUCACAGUCACGCGAGUAUCGCACCUACAUCUCUCGUGUUUGUUUGGAUGAUCAGGCCUAUUACUCCUACGUGGAAGUACCCUUGACAUGCCGUUCCAGGGCAGGAAAAAUCUACAACCUCUUGCAAGCUGUCCAGCUUGGGCUCACCAAGGAUGGUGUGGUGACCCAAGGCUCAGAAACUCUUCUUGGUGUCUUCUCCACUCGUUUGGCUUCAUCGACUCGGCCCAGCGAGGACUCGGCCCUCUGCAUGUUUAACCUUGAAGAUGUGGACCGCAGGAUUAACUCCACCAGAGACCUGUGCUACACUCAGAUGGGUAAAGAGGCAGGAGUGGAGGCAGCGUACAUCGAGUACGAAGUCAAAUCCAACUGUGCCAACCUGCCAGAGAACACUCUGGACGCCUACCCCUGCGGCUCUGAUCACACCCCCAGCCCAAUGGCCAGCAGGAUGGCGGUAGAGGCAGAGACCAUACUGGACAGCCCGUCAGCCCGUCUCACUGCCGUAGCCGUCAGCGUGAGGGUGGGACAUACAAUCGCCUUCCUGGGAGACUCCAAGGGGAACCUGCACAAGGUGUUCCUUGGACCAAACGGCGAGGUGGAGGAGUACGCCAUCUCCUCCAUUCAGCAGAACGCAGCUAUCAGUUCGGACCUGAUACUGGACCAGAAAGAAGAAAAUCUCUUCAUCAUGACUUAUAACAUGCUGCAGAAAAGGCCGGUGGCUGAAUGCCAGCAGCACCCAGACUGCCUCUCCUGUGUGCUGGCCCACGACCCCUACUGUGGCUGGUGUGUCCUGGAGGGAAGUCUGUGGCUGGAUGUGUCUUUGUCGGUCCCAGGACUUCCAGUGUUGGAGAAAGACGAGUCCUACUCCUGCUUCUUCCAGGACAGCCACAGUCCCGCCGUUGUCACCGAGAGCGGCAUCACUUGCCAUUCUCCUGACCCCAGCCGAGUACCCAUGGUUCCUCCAGGACAGGACUUUGUUACAGUCACCCUGUCUCUCCGUUUUGGCGAUGUCACCGUCACAGCAAGGGAUUUCACCUUCUAUGACUGCACGGCUGUUAAGCAGCUGUCUGGCAGCAUGCCUUGCCGUGGUUGUGUUCUAAGCCGAUGGGGUUGUAACUGGUGUGUUCACCAGCACUUGUGCACCCACAAGCCCACCUGUGAGGAGGGGGUGAUCAUCUACAACCAGCAUUUUAAACUCCCCACCUCAGCUCCUCCCACAACCAAACCUAUUAAAGUCAUCACAACACCCACUACCACAACGGCUGCCCUGACAACCACCACCACCACAACAACAACAACAACAACAACAACAACAACCACCAUGACUACAACAACAGCGGUCCCAGUCACUGUAGCAACCACUCAGGAGCCAACCACUCCUCCUGCACCCACUACUCCACCCACCACCACCACCAGCCCUGAGCCAACCACCCCGCCCACCACCCUGCCCCCUCAGCCUGCCAGCACCUUGCCAUCCACCACGCCAGCACCCACUACACCUCUACUCCCUGAGGUCACCACCAGGGAGGAGGUAGAGACUGAAGCAGCAGAGCUUCUUGUUGACACCGAGGGUGUCGCCACUACACCUAGUGUCAGCAUGGAAGCCAUUGAUUUGGUGCCUGUCACCAUGGCUGAUGGUCUAAGUGGAGAUCUGGACCCUGUGAUGCCUUUGAGCAUCCCACCCCAUGACCCAGACAUCUUCCCGUUGGAGGUGGUGACGGAGUCGCCCCCCAGCGAUGCUCAGGAAGUUGAGGGAGCUUUAAGCCUGGCAGAGCCUCCCACCCCGGCCUCGUCUGGCUUCCCCCUGCCCACGCCCUUCCCUGUGGGCGAACCAGGAGACUCUGAGCCCUCCCUCUACCUUGACCUUACCCAGGCUCCCACUCCAGUGCCAACACAAGACUCCCAGACUGAGGCAGCGAGCCCAGGGACAGACCCUGAGGUGCCCCUCUGGCCAGAAGAAGAAAUAGAUGUCCCAGCUGAGAGUGCCGUCCAGCCAGAAAAUGACACAGCCACAUUUUCAGCUGCCACUGUGUUGUCAGGUGACGGUGAGGUUGACCACGCCCCCCCAUCAUACCCCCACCUGCUGGAUACUGACUCAGAGCUGGACUACCAGUAUGAUCCAGCCGACGCCUUUCUCCCGUACACAUAUUCCGCUCCAGUGGAGGAAUACAAUGCCAUGGUGUAUGUGAAGAGGAGGGACACCUUCCAUGUGGACAGCUCUACUGAUCUAUAUGUCACUCUGUACAACUGCUCUGUGGGCCGCUCUGACUGCAGCCGCUGCCAUACAGCUGACCAAAAGUAUGGGUGUGUGUGGUGUGGUGGCGCUCACGCUAGCUGCUUGUAUUCAGACUCCUGCAGUGAGCCCGUUCAGAAGACAUGCCCCGCCCCCGUCAUCCACUCUAUUGAGCCACUCUCUGGUCUGUUGGAGGGCAGCACCACGGUGACCAUCUCAGGCUCCAACCUGGGCCAGAAGGCUGAAGAUAUCCUGCACUCUGUGUCAGUAGCAGGGGUUCCCUGCACAGUCAUCCCCAGCCUCUACGAGGUUUCCUCCAGGAUUGUGUGCAGGACCAAAGCCAGUGGAGGAGAGAAGGUGGGCCAUGUGUCUGUUGAAGUGAGCGGAGGAGAGUUUGGCCUGUCUAGCCAGACAUUCAGCUACCAGGACCCAUUUGUGAUGGGGGUGUCUCCUGAAAGGGGUCCCAAAGCCGGAGGAACGUCACUGACAAUCACUGGCCGAAACCUGCUGACUGGACGUCCCUCUGACCUCACCAUCACUGUGGGAGGGGUCCCCUGUAGCAUUGUGUCGGAGGUGCAGAGGUCCAGUGUUCAGUGUGUGACGGGCAGCAGUAAUAAGACAGGAGAUCACCGGGUCACCCUGCAUUACGGCAGCAGCCAGCGCCACCUCCAUUCUGCAGCCUACCGCUACACCCACAACCCCAACAUCACCCACGCCACGCCAGCAAAGAGCUUCCUGGAUGGUGGUCGGCUGAUCUUUGUGUCAGGACACAACCUGGACGUGGUUCAGGAGCCCCGGAUGGUGGUGACCGUCUCUCCCUUUGAGUCAAACGGCCAGAUUAAAAGGAAGAAGCGAAGGAGGAGGAGGAGGAGUGGAGAGCAGGGGGAGGACAGGGAGAAGACUUUGGGAAGGCCAGCAAGGAUCGUUCCUGACGCUGUCUGCCCUGGAGACCCACUCUGCUCUGUCAAACAGUUCAUGGAGCGCUGUGAGAUGAACUCCUCUUCCCUGAUCCUGUGUCGCUCUCCCAUGGUGGACUCCUCCAUCUGGGGGUCAAAGGUCACCGUGGAGUUUUUGCUGGACAACCUGCGCUUUGACUUCAGCAAUCUGAACCCCCAGGCCUUCAGCUACGAACCCAACCCUCUCCUGCGGCCCUUAAACCAACAGGACCCUCUGAAGGCCUACCGCUACAACCCCGGCAGCUUCAUCCAGCUGGAGGGGGAAAACCUGGACCUGGCCAUCACUAAGGACGAGGUGGUCGUGUUGGUCGGGGAGGGUGUGUGUGCUGUUAAGACCCUGACCAGAAACCAUCUGUACUGCGAGCCGCCACCUCAGCAGCCCCCACCGGUACCCAAUGGCAAGAAACGUGAGGGCUCCGACAAUCUGCCUGAAUUCACUGUCCAAAUGGGCAACCUGAACUUCUCCCUGGGUAAGGUUCAGUAUGACAACCUCAGCCUGUCCACCUUCCCCCUAGAGGCUCAGAUUGGAGUUGGGGUCGGGGCGUCCAUAGUAGCACUCAUCGUCCUCAUCAUCGUGCUCAUUUACAGGAGAAAGAGUAAGCAAGCUCUGAGAGACUACAAGAAGGUCCAGAUCCAACUGGAGAAUCUGGAAACCAGUGUGAGAGACCGCUGCAAGAAAGAAUUCACAGACCUGAUGACAGAGAUGAUGGACAUGUCCAGCGACCUGGUGGGCUCUGGCAUUCCUUUCCUGGACUAUCGGAUGUACGCCGAGCGCAUCUUCUUCCCUGGCCACCGGGAGUCUCCGCUAAGGCGAGACCUGGACGUUCAGGAGUGUCGGCGGCAGACGGUGGAGCAGGGCCUGGUGCAGCUGUCCAACUUGCUCAACAGCAAACUCUUCCUCACCAAGUUUAUCCACACUCUGGAGAGCCAGCGGACUUUCUCCCCCAGAGACAGGGCCUAUGUGGCCUCCCUGCUGACGGUGGCGCUACACGGCAAACUGGAGUAUUUUACCGACAUCCUCAAAACGCUGCUCAACGACCUGGUGGAGCAGUAUGUGGCCAAGAACCCCAAACUGAUGCUGCGACGAACAGAGACGGUGGUGGAGAAGCUGCUGACCAACUGGAUGUCCAUCUGUCUCUAUGCUUUCCUCAGGGACUCAGCGGGGGAGUCUCUCUACAUGCUGUUCAGGGCCAUAAAGCACCAGGUAGAUAAAGGACCGGUGGACGCUGUGACCGGCAAGGCCAAGUACACCCUCAAUGACAACCGCCUCCUGCGAGAGGACGUGGAGUACAAGACCCUGACUCUGAAUGUUUUGGUGCAGGGUGGAGGGGUGAACGAGACCCAGCCACUGCCUUCUAAAGUACUGGACUGUGACACCAUCACACAGGUAAAAGAGAAGCUGCUGGAUCAGGUGUACAAGGGCACCUCCUUCUCCCACCGCCCCCACGCCGACUCACUAGACCUGGAGUGGCGGUCUGGUGUGGCGGGUCAUCUCAUCCUGUCAGAUGAGGACUUGACGUCUGUGGUUCAGGGCAACUGGAAACGUCUCAACACACUGCAGCACUACAAGGUCCCAGACGGUGCAACAGUAGCGCUGGUCCCUCGUCACACCAAACACAUUCACCAUGACAACCACGACUAUGUGGCAGGAGAGAAGACGCCGAUGCUGGAGGACGCAGACGAAGGCGGAGUGAGGCUGUGGCAUCUGGUGAAAGCCAGCGAGGAGCCUGAGCUGCCCAAACACCGCAGAGGCAGCCUGAGGGAGAGAGAGAGGGCCAAGGCCAUCCCUGAGAUCUAUCUGACCCGCCUGUUGUCAAUGAAGGGGACGCUGCAGAAGUUUGUGGACGAUCUGUUCACAGUGAUCCUCAGCACCAGUCGUCCCGUCCCACUGGCUGUCAAAUACUUCUUUGACCUGCUGGACGACCAGGCAGGACAACACGGCAUCGCCGACCCAGAGACCAUACACAUUUGGAAGACCAACAGUCUGCCUCUGCGUUUCUGGCUCAACAUUGUGAAGAACCCUCAGUUUAUCUUCGACGUCCAGGCGUCAGACCACGUGGACGCAGUGCUCUCUGUCAUUGCCCAGACCUUCAUGGAUUCCUGCACCAUCGCUGAGCACAAGCUGGGACGGGACUCUCCCAUCAACAAGCUGCUGUAUGCCAGAGACAUCCCUCGCUACAAACAGAUGGUAGAAAGGUACUACGCUGACAUCAGGCAGACGAUCUCAGCCAGCGACCAGGAGAUGAACUCUGCUCUGGCUGAGCUGUCCAGGAACUACUCUGGAGAGCUGAACUACCUGGUCGCACUGCACGAGCUGUACAAGUACAUCAACAAAUACUACGACCAGAUCAUCACGGCACUGGAGGAGGACACCACGGCCCAGAAAAUGCAGCUCGGCUACAGACUGCAGCAGAUCGCAGCCGCCGUGGAGAACAAAGUCACCGACUUGUGACAGAGGAAACGCCCAUUAGAGCCGUGGCGAGUGGAGAGUGUUGGGAGCGGGAGGUUAAAUUAAGACACUUUGCACCCUGCAGAUUAAACUAGGAAGCAGGAGAGCGACAGACUAUUCAGGAUUCAGGUUGGCGCUGAAGUUUGGCGGAUAAGGAUGCGUCGGUGACUCUGAGGCCCUGAGCUCUCUGUAGGACAGCACGUGGACACCAGACAAACCUGGACAAAAUCCUGCUGUCCCUCUUUAUGAAAAGACAUUUGGAGGAACGUUUUAUCUCCAGGACUUCAAACUUUUGAGGUUCUACAAAGCAGCUGAUCUGAAGACUGAUAAAAGGGGGACUUUAUAUCAGUGUUUUCCCUCUGGAGUGAAUUUUAUGAAGCGGUACCUCUUAUGCCUUGUGUGCUUGUCGCUGCUGUACGGUCAGAUGUUAUUUCUGUGUGUGUGUGUGCGUGCGUGCGUGCGUGCACAGUUCUCCAUACUGCCCUGGUUGUCCGUCUACAUCUUGUAUUUUCACAUUCCUGGUUUCUAGUAUAGAAGUAGCUUGUUACUAUAUUUUAGAUGUUACAGACAGCAGUAUUCAGAAAACAGAGAGCUCAGCUUCAGGAUUUUUUUAUCU